GCCGAGCUCCGCUUCUGCUCCGCCGUCAGGCCGAGCCUGCGGCGGCCCCGCCGCCGCGGCAGGUGUGGUCUCCGGCACGCCGCCGCCCCGGCAGGGGGCAGCACUGCUCCGCGCCUCCGCGGGCCGUGCAGCUCACGCCCGGUGCGGGCACCCCGGUCCGCUCUCAGGCCGGGCGGCCCCUGUCCGCCGCGGCUUUGCGGGCUGUCGCGGCCGGUAGCCAGCUCUGGGCGGCCCCGCCAGACGAGCUUGCGAAAAGGCUCAGUGGGGCCCGGGCCGCUGAGAGGCGCAGCCGCCCGCGGUCGCGUCGAGCCGUGGCAGCCUGGGGAAGCCGGGCAGGUGCCUCGGCUGCCGGGAGGCGCGGCCCCUCCGCCGGACAGGUCGCUCCCGGGCGGUAUGCCGGGCCAUUCCCGCCGGGGUGCUGGUCCGCUCGCCGGGCGCUAUGAGGGGCUUUAGCCGCACUCGGACGCCGGUGGGGCGAGGGCGUGUGCGGCAUUGGCUCCUUCCCGUCGCUGCCAGCCGGCCGCUGGGUCCCGCGGGCGCUCUCAGCGGCGGGCCGGGCUUGCCCCGGCGUAGGCGGUGGCGGUGCGCGGGGCAGGUCGCGAUCGCAUCGCCCGGCCCUCCCCCUGCGAGGGGCUCGCCGCCCUCCCCUCCCCACCCCCCGGCUCCUGCCAGGGAGCGGUUGGGGGGAUUUAUAGGAGUAACAACGGCUCGUGAUGUCAGCCCGUGCCUAAAAUAGAGAGGGAUAGACCGCAAAUCCACGGCUCCACGGCUAAAGCCUUCCAAUCCCGCCGCAGCCAGCCCCGCGCCGGUGUGAAGUCACCCCCACCUCCCGCACACCCCCGCACACAGACACACACACACGCCGCACACGCCCCGCACACACGCACACCCCCUCGGCGAGGGGAGGGCGCCAGGGAUCACAGCCCAGGUGCCAGCUCCUCCUCGCCGCGCCGGCCACGGCUGGGCCGGUCCCCGGUGCACGGACAGACCUUGCUGGAGCGGCGGCGGCGGCUGGAGGAGAGCCGAGGAGCUGCCGCCGGAUCCUCGCACCGCGGAGCUUCCCUCCCCCGCCCCCCCCCAGCCCCGGAUUACAAGGAACUGCCUGCUUUUUCCCAGCGGCGAACGAGGGUUAUCCCAAAGAGCCAACCUCCUCCGUGCCCCGCGGCCCGAAGGAAUCCCCGUGGACUCUUGAGGAGACAAGGUGGCUCUCGGGACCAUGGCAUCGACAGAAGGGUCAAAAGCUGAGGAUGGAGAUAAGCUUUUCACACUGGCCUAAAUGCCAGCAAACUGAGGCACCGUAAGGAUCAUCAGGGGAAGGGGAUCUCGACCAGACCUUGUUCCAGAGAGGCUUUCUACCGCACCGGCACAGCGGCAAGGAGGCGGCAGAAAGUGCCCGUUGCUGCCAGCAGAGCAGUGUGUCUCAAGCACGCACAGGUACCUGGAGAAAGGCCUACUGGAGUGCCAACAAUAUGCCUAAGCAAGUAGAAGUGCGGAUGCACGAGAGCCAUCUGAGCCCAGUGGAGCCCAGGCCUGGGAACAUAUGUGUGCAGUUCUGCCAGUCGCUGCACAGGAACCUGCUCCUGACUCUCACUGUCUUUGGUGUCAUCCUGGGUGCAGUGUGUGGGGGUCUUCUUCGGCUAGCAACGCCUAUUGAUCCUGACAUCAUCAUGUUAAUAGCCUUCCCAGGAGAUAUACUUAUGAGGAUGCUGAAAAUGCUGAUCCUCCCUUUAAUUAUCUCCAGUUUAAUCACAGGACUGUCUGGUUUAGACGCUAAAGCAAGUGGCCGCUUGGGUACAAGAGCCAUGAUCUACUACAUGUCCACCACCAUCAUUGCUGCUGUGCUGGGCGUGAUUUUGGUUUUAGCCAUCCAUCCAGGGAAUCCAAAACUCAAGAAACAACUUGGCCAAGGCAAGAAGAACGAUGAAGUAUCCAGUCUGGAUGCUUUCCUGGACCUGAUCCGAAACCUGUUCCCCGAAAAUCUAGUCCAAGCAUGCUUUCAGCAGAUCCAAACUGUCACCAAGAAGGUGCUGGUGCCACCACCCAUGGAAGAGCCACCCAACGUGACAGACUCUGCCUUGGCUGUGCUGAACGAGUCAGUGCGUGAAGCACCUGAAGCCCAGCUGGUCAUUAAGAAGGGCCUGGAGUUCAAGGAUGGCAUGAAUGUGCUGGGUUUGAUAGGAUUCUUUAUUGCCUUUGGCAUUGCUAUGGGGAAAAUGGGAGAGCAGGCCAAGAUGAUGGUGGAUUUCUUCAACAUCCUGAAUGAGAUUGUUAUGAAGUUAGUGACCAUGAUCAUGUGGUACUCUCCUUUGGGCAUUGCUUGCCUCAUCUGUGGAAAAAUCAUUGCCAUCAAGGACUUAGAAGUGGUUGCUAGACAACUGGGCAUGUACAUGGUCACUGUGAUUGUGGGCCUUCUCAUCCACGGAGGGAUCUUCCUGCCUCUGCUCUACUUUGUGAUUACCAGAAAAAGCCCAUUUUCCUUCCUUGCUGGGAUUUUCCAGGCCUGGAUUACAGCACUGGGCACAGCUUCCAGUGCUGGGACACUGCCUGUGACGUUCCGGUGCCUGGAGGAGAAUCUGGGCAUCGACAAGCGCGUGACGAGGUUCGUCCUUCCCGUCGGAGCCACCAUCAACAUGGAUGGGACUGCCCUCUAUGAAGCUGUGGCUGCCAUCUUCAUAGCACAGAUGAAUGGAAUUGAGCUGGAUGGAGGCCAGAUAGUCACUGUGAGCCUGACUGCCACCCUCGCAAGCGUUGGAGCUGCCAGCAUCCCCAGCGCUGGACUGGUCACCAUGCUGCUGAUCCUAACUGCAGUGGGUCUCCCUACCCAGGACAUCAGCUUGCUUGUUGCUGUUGACUGGCUUUUGGACCGGAUGAGAACGUCAGUCAAUGUGGUGGGGGAUUCUUUUGGUGCUGGCAUUGUCUACCACCUCUCCAAGGCAGAGCUGGACAGCAUCGACUCCCAUCACAAGGGGCACGAAGACAUUGAAAUGACCAAGACUCAAUCCAUCUAUGACGACAUGAAAAACCAUAGGGAAAACAACUCAAACCAGUGUGUUUUUGCAGCUCACAACUCAGUCAUAGUAGAUGAGUGCAAGGUCACACUGGCAACCAAUGGCAAAUCUGCAGACUUCAGUGUUGUUGAAGAAGAGCCUUGGAAACGUGAGAACUAAAGGAAGAGGUUCCUAGCUCCACCUUUAAUAAGCCCUGAAGCUCUCUCCUGGCAAAAGAUAUCACCAUUAAAGAAGAUUUCUCUCUCCUUUUUUGUUUCCUGUUUAACAGCCACAGUUUCUGCUUACUUAAUUCCUUAACUGAAACUUAGCAAAGAUGUCACCGAGCUCCUCUAGUGUCUUUGCCAAGCCCUGCUGCGUCCCCAGCCGUCUCCCUGGCGCUGCUGUGCGGACGGUGCAGCUGCAGAGCGCCCCGUGCAGUGCCGUGCAGUGCUCCGUGCAGUGCUCCGUGCAGUGCCAUGUGCUUUUGCCUCUUGUUCCAGACACAGAGAAUGUAAAAUGCUGCAACGUGGGAAGAUCCAGGUGCCAGCAGAGUUCACUGCAGCUGCUCAGGCUCACAGGCAGGGGAGAAGCACACCACCACUGGGCCUCCCAGUGUUCUGCUGGCCCUUGUGGCACUCCUGGGCUGUUUGGCGCUGUGUGGCUGCAGCAUCUUUUGGCAAUCUCCAGCAAGGUUUCUGUUUGUUCUCACAAUAACAAGCACUGUAUUUUCGUGCCUAGUUGUACUUUGAACUGAGCUUAGAUCCAGGGGCAAGAUGAAUGCGUAGAGGUCAAUAAAUGCUAGCAGGCAUUUUGUUAGGUCAGGACAAUACUUUAGCAUCCCAACAGCACCUUAGGUGUCUGUGUGCAUGUGAUGUGUUUUUGUCAGCUGUCCCAGGGCAGGUGCAGCCUUUCCUUUGCAAUGGGGCUGUGCAGCUUUGUGACCACAGUGCAUCAGGCAGCACAAGGCAGCGUUGCUGCAGGGGGAGUUCCUUCACUGAUGCUGUGCCUGAUGUGCAAAACACAGAAUGCCGUGGGCUGAAGUUAUGCCAUUCUUUGUCAAACGAGGUAGCACCUUACGAUUGCCCCUGCUUUGCUGGUGCCGGGGGGACAGGACUACUCAAGUAAGGUGCUACUGAGGUUGAUUGUGGAUGCCAUGACUGAGGACUUUAUAAGGAGCUCUAAACAAAUUCUGAAGCCAUUACUCUAAGAAACUUGAAGUUUCAGUAGCAUUGGAUAUGAAGUGAAAGCCACUUUUCAAGUGUUUCAGAGCAUGGCUAAAUCCUGAAUAUUUGCUAAGCCUAAUUCCAGAGAAGGGUGAAAGAAUUUGGCCAGGGUUAGAACUGAUGGAAUAACCAAUCAGAAUUUCAGGAUGUAAGUGAGAACAUUCAUUACACAUCUCUCUCUUUCAGAGUAACAAUUCAUACAAAGCUUCAGAGAACCCUUUCUUAGAGCACAUGGUAUCUGAAUUAGCAGCUUAGUGUUUUGGCAGCAUAGUGUAACUGACUCACCUGGCAAGAAGAAAUUGCAGCCACAGUAAGCACCCUGUGAGGGGUUUUUAAAGGUGCUUGCUAGUACUCAGCAGUAUUAAGACACUGGUCAAUGCCAUUAUGCUAUUAGCAAUGUGCUGUAGCAAAGCUGAGCCACGUGGCCUUGGGAGGCUCUGCCCACGCAUCCAGCUUUGUGCAGCUCCGGGGAGAGCACUCAGAGCUUCUCAGAAUGGGUCAGAAUACGAAGGUCUGGUGAACUUAAAAAUGGCAGAAAACAGAGCUGAAACCCGGAGAGAAGCAGGCCCUUGUGGUGUCUGUGCCCAGGCCUGCCGUGGGCUUAAACAGGAGCUGCCUGUUUCACUGCAGACUGGCUCUUGGCACCCUCAGAGCUGUUCAGAUACAAUCUGCUUUUGCUCACCUGCAUGUCUAGAAAUGCAUCUGAAAAUGCACAUGGGCCUGAGCUAGCAGCCAAGGCUACUUGGAUGACUGAGGGUGUGCAAGAUCAAGCCCACUGUCAGGGCAGCCCUCACCUGAGUGUGUGCUUUGAUGAUGUAUUCCCCUGCCUCACUUGCAUGCUGCACCUACAACCUUCAGCAAAUGGCCUCUGGAAUUGAACAAACACUGAGCCCCUCUCAAUUCUUUCUGCAGACUUGCACCUGUGCUUGAGGUGGAGACCUUCUCCAGUGGCCUCCUGAAGCAUUUCAAGGGUUUUCCUUUGCGAGGGGAGGCAUUCUAAGGCCUUCAUAGCUGUGGUGGGCAGGUUGUCUUCUCUUGUCUUCAGUCAUUGCUAUGACAUGUCCAGAAUUCCCCUCCAGCCAGCUGCUGCUGCUCCCGGUUUGCACUCGAAGGCGUUUCCUGCUGGCUUCGUGCCAGAAGGCUGCCUGGGCUGGUGUGGGGGCGCUCUGAAACGGUCCCUGCUCUGGGGGGCAUUUGCUGUGACUUGGGUGCUAGUUGCAGCCACAGAUAGCAGACAGUGCUUGGCCCAGUUUCUAAGCAGCGUUCUCGAGCUGGUCCAUGGCACAGCUUACCCUUUAAUGGAUGACUUUCCAUCCUCCUCACCAUACCGGCUCCUCAGGAGCAGCCACAUCUACUGCUUACCUUGGAAGUAGAUUUAGAGAGCUGGUCCAUACCCUUUCAGCUGUCAUUUGUAACUGUUCAGCAGUUGGAAACAAAUGGGAAUGCCAGCAACAUGUGACUAGGCAGCCCCCCAGCACUGCAGACUGAGAAACACUUAGGCUGUGCUUAACGCUUAGCCGCCCGGGACGUGCCGUCCUUUGAAGAGGGCUGCUUUGGAUGGAGACUAGGGGAGGGAGGAAUGAGAUGCUGGAGGAACCUCACCCACGUAAGGCAGAAUAAAUUUGGGUCUUUGAUAGGACUAGAAUAGCAGGCUGUGAUUUUUGGAAUAGUUGUUCUGUAGCUACAGUAACUCAGGGAUGUGCCAGAAGGCAAUUGCAAUGGGAUUGCUCUGUUGGGCCGUGGACGUGGCAGAAGGAGAAAUGUUGUUUGCUCUGCUUUUAGCUUGACUGAACAUUGAAUAUGAUGUUACUCCAGCACAGCUUUCUAUUUAACAAUCAAAGAGCUUUCCAUCGCUCUGGGAAAAUGUAGCUCACUCCUUGGCUUGCAUCUCUUGAUUUGCUCAUUCCACAUGAGCAUGGGUUGCUACUUAACUACAUAAACAGAAAAUAACCCAGGGGGCGGCGGCCGCAGCUAAUCCAGGGGUCACAGUUCAGCAGGCGGCGCCAGUGGCUGCCCAGUCUUUGCUGGGGUUCUCCAGGAGUGUUGGUGCAUUCGUUUGCAUCUGGCAAAUCUUUGGUGCUUCUUUGCAGUGCUGGGGUGGCAAAGUGGAAGGAGAAGCACAGCGGGAAGUGAUUCGUUGUCUGUGUAGGUCCUAAACAAAUUGACCUUUCUGCCUGUAUUCAUCUCGUUUGCCGCUUCCAUCGGUUCCCUGCACCCUCGUCUGUGCAGCUGUGAUAUGCUUUGGAUUGCUCAGAGAUGGCACAGAGGAAAGUCUAGGCCAGGCAAAGACUCUGUUAAUUGCAUGCUUAAUUAAGUACAGGCUUCUGCAUUUGCUGCAGGAGCGAAGUGGGCCACUCACAAAGAGGGAAGCAGGUAGUGCGUUCAAACUGCAGAAGAGGUGGAGCACUUCGCUGCUGAGUUUGUCUCUGCUGCUCAGAGGGGGAAGGUUGCAGCAGCGCGGUGAGAAACACGUGUGGGUCUCGCACCACAAAAGUACUCCAGACAGGUAGAGGAUAAGCCAUGUGAGCUGUGCCAGGCCCGCAGUGUUCAGGCUAGAUGAAAGCCGUGCUAAAACCUACAGCAGUCACAGGCCUGCAGGAAAGGGUGAGUCCCUUCCCGUCUCUGUUAGGUUCAAGACAUUUCACAAUCCUGUCCCAGGCAAGAGCCUUUGUCUGCCAUUUAUACUGACAGUGAUUAUCACAUCCAAAUUAUUUCAACCAGGGUGCUUCUUUUUUUGCCCUUUCCCCCCCUAACUGUUUCUAGGCUAGGAGUCCAGCAAUGAAUUUAAAGCUCAACACAACAGAAAGGAUCACUGGCACCACCUUUUUUUUUGUUGCUGUUGUUUUGCUUUCCACUUAUUCCCAGAGAUACAGCUCAAAGCCUUGGGAUUACAAACUUUGUGCCCCUUUAAAAUGGGCUGUUAGUUUUCCAGCAAGCAGAUACUCAGAAGGGUAACUUGCCCUUCUGAGGAGCUGCAGCAGCAGCAGCAGCGUUUGAGCAAAUCCGUUCUGGCAAUUGUCUUUGCUUCCUCGCUUUCACUUGUGUUGUUACACCCUUGUUGUAGCAACACAGCAGCCGUCCUCCAAACCUCAAGCAGUGUUAAACCUCACCUCUGACAUUCAUUUCUGUAACUGUCUUUGAAAAGAAUCUGAGCUUUAGUACUGGGCUCAGAAAAAAAAGCAAAAGCAACAAAACCUUGUGUGGAGCAGUAAAGGUUCAUCUGUUUCUUAUUUCCUGACGUUCUGGUCGUCUCUUGUCAUUGCUGCACUUGCAUUCAUUUCCAGGAGGAUAAACAAGGGCACUUUAUAACAAAUGUACUGUAAUUCUACUCUGUUAUGAGCCAGAAGACUUUCCUUGCUUUUAUUACUGUGACUUCUGAAGCCACAAGGAAAAAUUCUCUGGUAUUAGCAAUGCCAGUAGGUAUGCAGCCCAUUGGGACCAUUCACCUCAGCUGCAGUUCACCACAUAGGACUAUGUAGAAGCUCCUGUUCCCAGCAGAAAGCCCUCUUGGGAAGAUAAGUUAUUUUCUUCUCUCCAAUUGCAUUGAUGACUUUGCAGGAAAAAUAUUUACCCAUCUUCCUUUGGGUAGAAAAGGGAAUUGCAGUACUGAAGUGUCAAAGAAGACAGUCCAGCUCCACUGUGGUUUGUUCCUUCUGCCAGUGUUGUGUUCUUGCUCAUGUUCACCUGAAACCAUGGAUUUAAUGCAAAUUCCUUCCAGAGUCACUGAGCUUUCUUCCCACACACUCCAAGGCUGCCUCUCCUCAUAGUCCUCAGACAAAGCACAGACUAAGGCACCCCAAGGCAGGGCUCCUCAUACAGAGCCUAGCAACAGUGCCUGAGUACAGCCUGCACAGUGGGUACUUCUCUCUUUCUUCCUGAUCACACUUGGAAUCUUUUGGUGUGAAGGAGUCAAACUGCUGUUGAUGCCUAGGUGCUGGCAGUUCUUGUAUGAGUGGGCUCCCUGGCACAAGGCUUGGAGGAGCCGUUACGCACAUGUGCCCACCAUCCCAGGGACAUCUUCCCCUGCUCAGGGGACACCUGGUGACUUGCCACUACAGGGUUGGUACAAGUCCUAAUGGCUAAGGUGGUUGUACCAUUGCAGCUAUGAGUCUCAUGGAAAACCCAGGCUCCAAACGUUGACAAAUCCUAGAGCACAUAACCGAACCACUGAGUAGGGCUCUGCUAGUCCAGGAUGGGAGUAAGACAGUGGGCGAACGCAGGAUGUGGGGAGGCAAAAAGACCUGGGAGAUUUCUCACUUUACCUACCCUUUGAUCCCUUCUAAGCAAUUGUGCUGCAGAGCCAAGGCUGCUCUCUGCCAGUGUCCAGUCCUUCCAGCCUGAUUUGGCAAAGUUCAGGUGUCCUGCCAGUUGUUUUUAGCGCUGCUCCGCGGCACCCAGCCUGACACAAGGGGAAACCUUGGAUUGAAGUCCUUGGCUCGAACCCCUUGGAUUUCCCCGGUACCUGUAUAUUGCUUUGUACAUAAGUAACGUGGUUAGCAGGGAUAUUUGUAUCAUUCUUUUCUAUUGUUCUGUGUUUGUUUUUAAGGACCGUAUGCAAACUGUGUUUAUAACUUGACCUUGCAGUCAGUGUUGCAGAUGAUUGCGUUUCCAUGGCGGUGUUUCGUACGGACUUGUGAGUUCUCGUGGCCUGCGGGUAGUCCUCCCUUCCUAAAGACCAUGGCAUAUCCUUCCUUCCACCCUGCUCCUUGAGGAAGUGUAUCCCGUUCCCUGGGUGCUCUGGUGUCAACCCCAGCAUGUAGAAUGCAUGAGAAAAAGCCGUGUUUGUGUUUCUGCUGUUAACUAUUAGCUGCUCGGUGCUGGUUGAGUUAUUAACGCAGGGUUUAGGGGUUUGUACUUGUUCUCAAGUGUAGACUGAACUAAAUGAUGUAGUAUCUGUACUUUACAGACAACGCUGAUAUUUUCUAAUGCUGUUUUCUAUAUGGCUGUGUGAGGUAGGGGAUAAUCCUUUCAAGGUCCCUUAGGACAAACCCAGUUUUCUUACAACCUUUAGAAUGGAUGAAGUAUUUUUUUCUCGUGUUAUGUUUAGGGAUGGGUUAUAAACUAAGCACAAAAUUCAAGAAGCAAAUAGGAAUUUCAAAAUGUCCUUAAAUGCUGCAGUUCAUUAUGGAACAAUGUUAUAAUAACCUGAACAAUCUUCUAGAUUGACUGUCUUGGGCAAUCGUCCCUCUCCUUUGUCAUUUCUCCUGGUGUUCAUGUUGCCAAAUCCUGUAGCUCUUCCUCAGGAUCUGCCCAUCCAUAACUGCCUGGCUCGGAAUACAGCUUACAGAGGACUGGAGCUCCUGAUAGCAAAGCCCUGUUAUCAGAUCCCCACUCUACCUGUGAGUUAAGCUGAUGGAAAGAGCUCACAAUUUGGCUGCUUGCCUUUGCCUUCUUGAAAAGGGACCAAAAGCAUCCCCAUGGGACCAAUGUCGUUGGGUAGCAUCCCUACAAAUACCUCCUGCUUUCUUAUGUAUUUGAAAGAAAACAACCACUACUUUUGUUUUUGACCAGGACAAGUGAGAGUUGCUUCUCUACUCUGGCCAUCAGCUCCCAUUUUAGGCAAACCCCUGUUGGUGUGAAGGCCGUGGCUAGAAUAAUUACUAUUUAAUUGACAAGGAAAUGUUUAUAAAGGAAUAAAAAUAAAAACUUAAUAUAAAUAUUCAUUUGUAUAGAAACCAAAAUAUUUUAUGGCCUGCAGCUCUUGAACAGCAAGCUUGCUGUCCCAGUGUGGCUGAGGUUGGAGUGGAUGAUCUCCAAGGUCUUUCCCACCCCUCAGCCAUUCCAUGAUUCUCUGAGACCGAGUCUCUGUUCAACUAUUCUGAAAUCCAUGGGGCCACGGAAUUCUGCUGAGGUUUUGGAGACUGAACUUCUGGUAGCCAUAGCUGUAGGCAGUGUGUUGAUCUACCUUUGUAUUGAAUCUCUUCCUCGUGUUUUCAAGCAGAUAUACCAGGGGGUCUCUUAGUAGGAACUGCAGGUAGAAUAGUGCUGAGUUACUACUAGCUGUAAAACCUUCUUGAUCCCAGUUUUGACAUUUUGUUGAAGCAUGAUGUCCAGUGCCUCUCUGCACUCAGUGUAGGUAGUGUAGCUCUCCACAGGUAAUUUCAGUGAAAUGCUGUAGACUGCAUGCUAGCAGUGCUUGAACUUAAUUUAACUGUUUCUGUGUACUGAGCCAUAGUAGAAAAUUAGAUUGUUUCUAAAACUUGGUUCUCCUCUGGGCUCCUUUCCUUUUAGCCCUUCAGCUGAUUAGCUCCCACAGCUUAGUAAUUGCUUGGGCUGUCUCUUACGGAGCAUCCUGUUCUGGUAGCAUUCAGAACCACGCCUGCAGCCCAGCUGCUAUAAAUCUGUCCUGCUUGGAGUUCAGCUAUCUCAGCGCCCUGGGGCGUGCAGGCACCCACGUGGCUGCGAUGCCAGCAGAGCUCUGCUGCCCUGGCAGUGCAGGAGGAGCUGAUGCUCACCUAGAGCGAUGAGCUUCUGCUGCCCUGGCAGUGCAGGAGGAGCUGAUGCUCACCUAGAGCGAUGAGCUUCUGCUUUGUGCUCUUCUCCUUCACUUGCCAUGCUGGGACUCUCUCACCAGAGUGUUAGCAAGCUCCUGCUCACACUGUCAGAGGGAGGAAGGGCAGACCCAGGCAGCCACUUUCCCGCUGGCUGCUUUUGGCUCUCGGUGCAGCGCACAGCAAUCAGCCUUCAGUCACAUUGCAGCUUCCCUCCGAGUCACUGCCAGCUUCUCCUUGACUACAGGCAAGGGCAGUCAGACGGCUGGCCGAGGCUGCAGGGCAGCAGGGGCCUGCCAGUGGUCUCCAGAGUGCCCGAGAAGUCCAAGUAGGAAGCUGUGCCUCGUCCCCUUCACAGGAGCAGUCUCUGAGGAAAACGAACAUGCUCACGGGCAAAGAUGUGCUUCCUUUCCCUGUUAAAAAGGAUGCUAAUGGUAAUUAGAAAUUGACUGCAAAGCUAGAUGUUUCUGGAGCUACUCUGUUGGUCGUCCAGGCCUGUUAGUUCCUAAAGGUGUGUCUGAUCAUGAAGCAGACAUGUGAGCUAUGGAGUCAGCUGCACGAACCUGCUGAAAUCGGGACUGCAGUUCAGGUCUGGCAGAGAAUAAAACCUUUCUGGGGCAAAAUCUGAAGGUGUUUCUGAAAGAGCUUGGGAUAGCAAGAAGAAGCUGAUUGAUUUCCAGAUACCAGGCCUGGGUCUCAUUCCCUGUCAGCGGCUCCUAUCAGGCCCAAAGCAUGGGAAGCAUCCUCUUGGUGAGCCCCAUGCCACUCUCCAAGGUGACCCGCAGGCUCCAGCCCCGCACACUGCCUGCUACCAGCCCCUGCCCCUCCUGAAAGUUAGCAGGCACCAGCUGGUUGUUUGAGAUGUUUCCUGUGGAGAGGGGCAAGGCUGCUCUGUUCUUUACACUCCAAGAGCUCCCCAGGUAUACAGCAUCUAGAGCAUGGCUCUUUUGAAAACUAAUGGGUGCAGAGGAUAAAAAGCCUUCAGCUGUGGGCUCUUCUUGUGUAUUAUAGCUGGAAUGCCUUGUAGGCUGGGGCUGCUUUUGUAGUUCCAAUCCUUUCCUCCUCACAACCAUCAGUAGUCAUUUGCUUCUACUGCUUCCUUAUGGUGUGAACUGAUCUCUGUACCUGUCCUGUGUAAACCAGACUAGACCUUCUUUCUAUACUGGAAGUAGUGGUGGCUAUAAUAUUUCACUAAGUGUUGUACCUCUUCUGUACAUAUCAUCAAUAAAUGUUGGUUCAUAAUUUUCA
Pogoniulus pusillus (Red-fronted tinkerbird) is the source of this 11949-nucleotide messenger RNA. RefSeq names its product solute carrier family 1 member 2 (gene SLC1A2). Lineage: Eukaryota; Metazoa; Chordata; Aves; Piciformes; Lybiidae. Gene Ontology annotation, biological process: L-aspartate transmembrane transport; L-glutamate import across plasma membrane. The record is from RefSeq and is a predicted model, not a curated record. Bases 1470 to 3167 code for a protein of 565 amino acids. Gene Ontology annotation, cellular component: plasma membrane. Gene Ontology annotation, molecular function: L-glutamate transmembrane transporter activity; glutamate:sodium symporter activity; neutral L-amino acid transmembrane transporter activity. The transcript is spliced from 12 exons.